AUGAAAACCAGAUUAUGCGUAAGUGCACUGAAACAAGGACAAAACAUAAUUAUUCAUAGUUCGGCUGAUUCUUCAGUUACAAUUCCCUUCGGAAGGACUUACAGGGACUUGGAUACUUCUCGUCCUCAAGCGGAAGAUCAAUUGGCCCAAUUUAACUUUUGUGGUUGCGGCUGGCCCGAUAAUCUCUUAAACCCCAAAGGGAAGCCCUGA
Molecule: messenger RNA, 210 nt
Organism: Ceutorhynchus assimilis (cabbage seed weevil)
Lineage: Eukaryota; Metazoa; Arthropoda; Insecta; Coleoptera; Curculionidae
Source: the annotation of a GenBank genome assembly